GAUGAUGGCAUCUGGAGGUAUGAGGCAGGCAGCGAUGCUCCUGUUGGUGGCCCAGCUCGUCCUCUGCCGCGGCGGUGCUGCGGAUGCGGACCGGGAGACGGGGACAGUCAUCCCCGCGGAAAGUCGCCCUUGCGUCGACUGCCAUGCGUUUGAGUUCAUGCAGAGAGCCCUGCAGGAUCUCAAAAAGACUGCUUUCAACCUGGACGCCAGGACCGAGUCGCUGGUGCUGAGGGCGGAGAGGAGGGCGCUUUGUGACUGCAUGCCCAGCUCGCUUCGCUGAAUCCUCAGAAGGUCCACGACUCUUUCAAAACAGCAACUUUUGACUCCCAAGCCGCGGACACUUUAUUUUAAGCUCUUCCCAUAUCCAUAGACCAGUUUGCUUGGAAAUCUGAAACACAAAAGGUGGAUAUGAAUGAGCAGUUUGUGUUUGUUUUCAGUGAGAAGACUUGAGAGAAUCCACUCAUAUUUGUUGGGCUUUUUUUUAGCACAGUACUGUAGCAUGAAAUCACAGCACCUUUUUGUAAGCGUAAAGUGUAUGGAUAGAAUUUUAGGUGACGUAAAUAUUGACAAGCAUUUAUCCACAAAUGUGACAAGUGAAUAAGUUCUUGGUGGUGUAUACAGAAGGGGGGGGGGGGGGUCGGAAAAAUA
This is a messenger RNA of Syngnathus typhle (broad-nosed pipefish), 648 nucleotides long. RefSeq names its product NELL2 interacting cell ontogeny regulator 1 (gene nicol1). The transcript is spliced from 3 exons. The coding region runs from base 2 to 280 and encodes 92 amino acids. Lineage: Eukaryota; Metazoa; Chordata; Actinopteri; Syngnathiformes; Syngnathidae. The record is from RefSeq and is a predicted model, not a curated record.